AGUCCCUGGCUCCCAGUGCUGCCUUUAGAGCCACCGCCCACCCUGUGACUCGCUCAACCGGGUCCUCCCAGCAACCCCUGCCGCGGAAAGACCGGGCUGGAGCUCCGAGGGGCGUGGUCAAUCCAUAGUCACAACCUAUCACACAGGGUCCUCUAGUGAAGCGUACAGUUGACAACCUAAGUGACCCGGAGCUUCUGGGGACCCAGCCUAGAACGCGACGCUGGGCGAGUCUCGAGGUCUCGGCGCGCGGGACGGAGCGGACCCGGGAAGCGUCUGCAGGAGGCCAGGGCGAGACCGGGUCCCCAGCGGAGCCCUCGGAAAGCUCGGAAAUGGAGCCGCCGCAGGUCCCCGCGGCGGAGGCGCCACAACCCAGGGCCUCCGAAGGCAGCCCGAGGCCGGAGCGGACCGGACGGGAGGCGGCGGACGCGCAGCUCCAGCAGCUCCCGGAGAAGUCUCAGCCUCCCGCCCUGUCCGGUUCUCCGCGCGUGCCGCCGCUCAGCCUGGGCUACGGCGCCUUCCGCCGCCUGGGCUCCUGCAGCCGCGAGCUGCCAUCGCCGAGCCCCUCGUGGGCCGAGCAGUCCCGGGAUGGCGAGGCGGAGCUGGAGCCUUGGACGGCGUCCGGAGAGCCUGCGCCCGGGUCCUGGGCGCCCGUGGAGCUGCAAGUGGACGUGCGCGUGAAGCCCGUGGGCGCGGCUGGGGCUAGUCGCGCGCCCUCGCCUGCGCCGUCCACGCGCUUCCUCACGGUGCCAGUGCCGGAGUCGCCCGCCUUCGCCCGCCGCUCCGCUCCCACGUUCCAGUGGCUGCCCCGCGCCCCGUCACCAGGCUCUACGUGGAACCGUGGAUCGCCGCUUGCCGCGACCGCGACCGAGCCUGUCGGCCCCGCUGAGGGCUGCACGGUUCCCCCGGGCUCGCCCGCCUGCCGCUGCCGCUGCCGCGAGCCCGGGCUGACCAAAGAAGACGAAGCGCUGCUGCAGCGCUCAGGCAUAGAUGGCAAGAAACUGCCGCGGGCUAUCACGCUCAUAGGGCUGCCCCAGUACAUGAAAUCUCUGCGUUGGGCUCUGGUGGUCAUGGCUGUGUUGCUGGCUGUCUGCACUGUAGCCAUUGUGGCACUGGCGUCUAGAGGCGGUGCCAAGUGCCAACCAUGCCCUCAAGGCUGGAUGUGGUCUCAGGAACACUGUUACUACCUCUCUGAAGAAGCCCAAGACUGGGAGGGCAGCCAGGCAUUCUGCUCAGCCCACCAUGCCACACUGCCUCUGCUGAGCCACACCCAGGACUUCUUAAGAAAAUACCAGAUCACCAAAGGCUCUUGGGUGGGGGCCCGACGAGGCCCUGAAGGCUGGCACUGGACUGAUGGGGUCCCCUUGCCCCCCCAACUGUUCCCGGAAGACAAUAAGGACCAUCCAGACUUCAGCUGUGGGGGUUUGGAAGAAGGCAGGCUCGUGGCUCUUGACUGCAGCUCCCCCAGACCCUGGGUCUGUGCCAGAGGAACCAAAUGACUUAAUCUCCUGUGUUAGACCUGUCUGGAGCUGCCCCCAUUGCUUCUGCUCUGGUGUGACCAAAAUAUCUGACAAAACCAAUUUCAAAGUGGCAAGAACGACCAGGCUAAUGAUUUCAGAGGGCUGAACCUGGAAGAGCUGCCCAGUCCACAGCAGCAGAGGAAGCUGCUGGAGCCAGGGGUGGGAACAAGCUUCAAAGGCCUGUCACUGUUGACAGAUCUCCACAGACCAGGCUCUAACUCCUAAAGCUCCUGUCACCCCUAAAUCAGCACUUCCUGCUGGGAACAAACCUAUGGCAGACACUCCAGAUUCAAUCCAGGACACUCCUAUAACAAGUCCCCUGAAGAUUCAUGACUGUCUUAUUUUGAAACAGGCUCUCUCUGUCCCUCUGGCUGGCCUGGAAUUUACUGUGUGGUUCAGGGUGGCCUUAAGUCCCUAGGCAAGCCUCCCUAGUACAGGAAUUACAGAUGUGUGGCACCACACCCAGCCCAUGGCUAACUCAUAACGCAUAAUCUUAAUAGUUCCAAUGUUCAACAGUCCAAAGACUCUUCAGGCUGGUGGUCCCCACAGCUGUGGGUAGAGGAGCUGCACCAAACCUCCUCAUCUUCCAUUUUCUUCCUCCGUCAGCCUCAUGCUUCAUAGAAAUUUCAGCUUGUCAAGCUGGGGCACUUUUGUUCUUCUGACCAGGCAGCCCCACCUUCUCUGCCUUGCCUUAAGAGAUGUGCUAGUUGGGAGCCCUGCCCACUCUGUGUGCUGGUCUCCAGCAGGAGAGUCCCCAGAGGAAGAAGGCAUUAAACCUAUUCUGAGAUGGGCUGGCUGGGAUCCCAUGUAAAGGAGUGGAGCACCCAGGGGAGGUGUUGGGUUGUAAUGUGCGUGGGUUGAUGUGUGGGUCCUGCCUCUGUCUCGCCACGUGGCUAGGGCCUCUCGUGGAGACAGAGGCACUGGUAUUUGACUGUGUUCACUCCACACUGGUGCAGGGAGGACAUCAGGCUACGUGAUGCCUUGGGACUCCACUCAGGGUGGGGGAGCACAGUCUGAGGUCCUGCAGGGAGCCAGAGCUCUUGGCUUGGGGGGGUCCCUGGG
This is a messenger RNA of Arvicanthis niloticus (Nile rat), 2579 nucleotides long. It is a transcript of the gene Klrg2, whose product is annotated as killer cell lectin like receptor G2. The record is from RefSeq and is a predicted model, not a curated record. NCBI's taxonomy places the organism in Eukaryota, Metazoa, Chordata, Mammalia, Rodentia, Muridae.